AUUUACAGAGCCGGUGAAACAAAGAAGGAGGGCAAACAGAUAUUGCAUAUGUAAAUGUGUCGCCUGUGGUGAUGCUUCAGUAAUAAAGCGAAGCUCGGUGAAGGAUCAGUGGAGCCGCUCUGCAGCCCACAGGUCUCAGUAUUAUUAGCAUCAGCAAGACUUGGGUCAGCCAAGAAACAGAAGAAGAAACUCUAAACUACAGCCAUCCGUGCCUCACGGUGCCUGAAUGCAUCAGAAAUAACCUAGUGCUCUGAUAAAGGGAUAUUCUGUGAAACGGCGUAGCCGCAUCCAAAAUGAACCAAACUGCGUCCGUCUCUCAUCAGAUCGAGUGUCAGCCAGUCAAGGAUAGCAAGGAGUUUGUGGACGUCAGCCCCCCACAGAGGAACUGGAAGGGCAUCGCCAUCUCUCUGCUGGUCAUCGUGGUCGUCUGCUCACUCAUCAGCAUGUCAGUGAUCGUCCUCACACCAGCGGAGCUUCCCGGCAGCAGCAAGGCCAAACUGACUGUGACUGAUCUGUACAAACCUGAGUUCAGCGUGCACGAUCCCAAGGCUCAGUGGAUCAGUGACUCGGAGGUGGUUUUCAGAAACCGUGAUGGUCAUGUCAUCAAGUUUAACUUCAUCCUGAACGAGACUGAAGUCAUUCUGAGCAACAAUACAUUUCUGGCGUUCAAGGUAGCAAAGUACUCGCUCUCUGCAGAUUUGAAGUAUGCACUCUUCGCUUAUGAUGUCAAGCAGAUGUACAAAUAUUCCUACACAGCAUCCUACAUUGUGUACAACAUCUACACACGGGAGGUGUGGGAGCUAAACCCGCCAGAGGUUCACAACGCAGUGCUUCAACAUGCAGCUUGGGGAAGACAAGGACAACAGUUGAUCUACAUCUUUGAAAACAACAUUUACUAUCAGUCGGAUGUGAGGAGUAAUUCCCUCCGAAUCACUUCCUCAGGGAUGGAGGGUGUCAUCUUCAACGGCCUCGCUGACUGGUUGUACGAAGAAGAGAUUUUGCAUUCGCACUUGGCGCACUGGUGGUCACCGGAUGGAGAACGACUGGCGUUCCUGACCAUAAACGACACCCUGGUACCAAACAUGGCCCUGCCCCAGUUCACAGGCAGCACGUACCCCCGUGGACUUCAGUACCCGUACCCCAUGGCCGGUCAGAUGAACCCUGCAGUCAAGCUGUGGGUGGUCAACCUGUUCGGAGCGACACAUACUCAGGAGCUGCAGCCUCCUGAUCAGCUCCGGUUCAGGGAUUUCUAUGUCACCAUGGUGAAGUGGAUCAGUAACACACAGCUCGCAGUGCGUUGGGUUAACCGGCCCCAGAAUGCAUCUCUGCUGACUGUGUGUGACGCCACCCUGGGAGUCUGCCUUCAGAGGCAAGAGGAAACUUCAGAAACCUGGCUGUCCAGGCAGGGCCAGGAGCCACUGUUCUCCAAAGACCGGAGCAGGUUUUUCCUGACUCUACCCAUGAAACAAGGAGGUCAGGGAGAAUUCCACCACAUCACAAUGUUCACCAAAAAGCUACGAAGCGACCAGGACGAGGUUCGCCACCUAACGUCGGGUGACUGGGAGGUGACAAAAAUCUUGGCAUAUGAUGAAAACAACCAGCUCAUAUACUUUUUGAGUACAGAGGAAUCUGCACAACAGAGACAUGUAUACAGUGUGUCCACCAUGGGACUGUUUCCACGGCAAUGCCUCACCUGUGGACUGAAGGAGGACUGUAGGUUCUUCAACGCCGAUGUCAGUGCCGAUGCACAGCAUGCCAUCCUACACUGUAAAGGUCCUGGAGUUCCAGCUGUGCUGCUUCUAAAUUUUGAUGACAUGGACUCAUAUUUCAUCAUGGAGAACAACGUCCCUCUGCGGUCAGUGCUGGAGACUAAAAGGAGCGCGCAGACUGAAAUUAGGAUGAUUACACAUAACUUUGAGUUGCCUCUGAAGGUCAUCUAUCCUCCUGAUUUCUCUGAGUCCUACCUCUACGGUCUUCUCCUCAUCAUACGCAGUUCUCCGGCCGAUCAGGUGGUGACUGAAGAGUUCAGGUUGGGCUGGGACCAGGUAUUGGUGGGAACAGAGCAGGUCAUCGUGGCGCGGCUUGAUGGAAGCGGGACAGAGUUCAGAGGUCAAAGGGUUUUACAGCAGAUCCACCAGAAGCUCGGGAUGGUGGACACAGAGGAUCACAUAGCAGCCCUGGAAUACCUGGUGAACCUGCCGUUUAUCGAUCGCACACGUGUGGGCGUUUUUGGCGAGGCGUAUGGAGGCUACAUCACGCUGAUGAUGCUGAAAUCAGCAGAGAGGCUGAUCAGGUGUGCAGCUGUUCAGGCUCCUGUCAUCGACUGGACCAUGUACGCCUCAUCUUUUUCAGAGAGAUACUUCGGUUCGCCUUUGACUGAAGACAGCAGAUACCAAACGUCCAAAGUCCUGCCCAACAUGAAGGGUCUGCCCGAUGGCACGCUGUUUCUGGCUCAUGGAACUGCUGACGCAAGUGUUCACUUUCAGCACUCAGCAGAGCUCAUCAAGCACUUGAUAAAGGUCGGAGCCAACUACACUAUGCAGAUAUACCCUGACGAGGGCCAUUUUCUCUCGAGACGCAGCCAGAUCCAGCUGACUCACUCCUUCAUUGGUUAUUUUAGAGGAUGCCUGCUUGACUCAUCAUCAUUACUCGACCGGCAAUGGGACGAGGACUGAGGAGCGCAUUUAUUUCAGGACUACAUUGAACAACAGUCUGUGUGCCGCUUUGUUUGGCCCUGGUUUGAGUGAUUUUUGAGUGUUUGUUUUUUAUACCUACAGCAUAAUAUUUGACGGCGCUGCUUCUUCAACAUAUUAGAAGAGGUUUUAUUGCUUACAGGGCCAUAGAAUAAAGUUAUUAUGUC
Thalassophryne amazonica is the source of this 2860-nucleotide messenger RNA. RefSeq names its product inactive dipeptidyl peptidase 10-like. NCBI's taxonomy places the organism in Eukaryota, Metazoa, Chordata, Actinopteri, Batrachoidiformes, Batrachoididae. The record is from RefSeq and is a predicted model, not a curated record. Bases 294 to 2675 code for a protein of 793 amino acids. Gene Ontology annotation, molecular function: dipeptidyl-peptidase activity; serine-type peptidase activity. The transcript has 27 exons. Gene Ontology annotation, biological process: proteolysis.